Molecule: messenger RNA, 2162 nt
Organism: Tribolium castaneum (red flour beetle)
Lineage: Eukaryota; Metazoa; Arthropoda; Insecta; Coleoptera; Tenebrionidae
Gene: Cbp53E
Product: Calbindin 53E
Exons: 14
Coding region: 230-1180 (316 amino acids)
Biological process (GO): regulation of presynaptic cytosolic calcium ion concentration; regulation of long-term synaptic potentiation
Cellular component (GO): dendrite; nucleus; synapse
Molecular function (GO): calcium ion binding
Source: RefSeq, a predicted model, not a curated record
AUUUAAAACGGAAUCGAACACACCUUGUCCUGUAAAGUGCACGCAGGCGCGAGCGUCGGGACGCCGUUCAGGGCUCUAUUCAAGCUCAGUGUAAACUGAGGAAUCGCUUGUGUCGCUGCAUCCGGAUAAGGGGUUACGAGGUCUAAUAUCAGGGGUAGCAUCUUUGAUUCGACUUGGAUUGUCAUCCAGAUUCCCAUUUCACCCCCCAUUUGGAAAUUGAUUCGCGGAGAUGACGACCCAAGCGGAGCAGCUCAACAAUAAACGUCUCAACUUGGAAAAAGCAACAAACUUCAUGAGGCAAUAUCGCGACCCCCAUUCCCGCGAACUGAAAAAACUUUCGGCGAAUCAGUUCAUGGAAGUCUGGAGUCACUACGACAAAGACGGGAAUGGAUAUAUCGAGGGAACGGAACUGGACGGCUUUUUGAGGGAGUUCGUGUCAAGUGCCAAUGCCACGGAUGUCGGGCCGGAAGCGGUCUCCGACGACAUGUUGGUGGAGCUGAAAGCGUGCUUCAUGGAGGCUUACGAUGACAACCAGGAUGGAAAAAUCGAUAUUCGUGAGUUGGCGCAGUUACUUCCGAUGGAAGAAAACUUCUUACUCCUUUUCCGAUUCGACAAUCCCUUAGAGUCCAGUGUGGAGUUUAUGAAGAUUUGGCGCGAGUACGACACCGAUGGUAGCGGUUACAUCGAAGCCGACGAGCUCAAAAAUUUCCUGCGAGACUUGCUGAAAGAAGCGAAAAAGAUUAACGACGUUUCCGAAGAUAAACUCAUCGAAUACACCGACACCAUGCUCCAGGUGUUUGACGCCAACAAGGACGGCCGUUUGCAACUGUCGGAAAUGGCCAAGUUACUUCCUGUUAAAGAAAAUUUUCUCUGCAGGCAAAUCUUCAAGGAAGGAAUAGAAGGGGCUACAAAACUCACCAAGGACGAUAUCGAGCGAGUUUUUGCCUUGUACGACAGGGAUAACAACGGUACAAUAGAAAACGAAGAGUUGCGCGGCUUUUUGAAAGAUUUGCUCGAACUGGUCAAAAAAGACUACGAUGCUCAAGAUUUGCUCGAUUUUGAGGAAACCAUUCUACGAGGCGUGGACUACAAUCAAGAUGGCAAAAUCAACAAGAAGGAAUUGACGAUGAUCUUGUUAGCCAUCGCGAAACAUAAUCAAGAGGAGGAAUCAACCGCAUAGAUAUCAUGAGGAAGGAAAUCGUAACGAGUUGCCAAUUUAUCAAGUAGCACAAGUUUCAGGAGUUUAUAAGUAAUUAUAUAUAGGGUUAAAUUUAAUGUUAGAUUAUUGUGACACCAAUAUUGUUGUUGAUUUGGUAGCGUGACUACAAUAAGGUAAAAACGUGCAUCAAUCUCUCAAUUAUAAUCAUUUUUACGAUCAAUUUUCGCAUCGCUGUGAUUUUAUUGGAAGUACUCGUAAGUAGAGGGCAACACGGUUGAUAUUUUUAUAAUGCAAUAGCCUUGAGAUCAGAUUAAGUUACUUUCAGUUGAUAUUCCAAAUGAGGGAGAAGAAACACCAAUCCAAACCAAAGACUUAUUUGAUACAAAACCCAAUCCUAAGAAUGCACAACUUUCAUAUCGCACUUCAAUCAACUGUUACUGAAUUAUACUUAGACUAGUCAUGCAUGAUCUCUGAGCUUUCGGUACUCAAAUAUUUCAAAGUUUACAAGUAGUGAUGUUGCUCUAUUUAUCUAUAACUAUAUAACUAUAUUUAUAAACGCUGCUACGGCACUGUAUUAUCGAUUGUGAUACCUUUCAUUGAACGAAAUGAAAGACUUGGGAGAAUCGAAUUUUAUUGAUUGGUCUCGAAGCCUAAGUAGAUGAAAACGUGGUACAUUAUCAAACCGCAGCUUCGAAUAUUAUUAUCUUGAAAAUUCGUCCAGUUUCGCAUAUCUGUGCCCCUCUAUGUGCAUUAUUGUAUAAUAAAGUCUAUUUUAAUAAAAAGUAUAGAUUAAUUUAUAUAUGUUAACACUUUUAUAUUUAUUACGUUAUGUACAAAGUUGCCAAAUUCUCUUAGACGUGUGAAAUACUUACAGUUAUAAUACUAUAAGGCGAUUUUUGCUUGUUUUUCGUUCAAUUCAGUGUGAUAAAACAUUUUCAAACUACUACGAAAACGGUUCACUAUGUCCUACUAUACUGUAAAAAAUAAAUGUUCGUUAUUUAAA